This is a messenger RNA of Alosa sapidissima (American shad), 636 nucleotides long. RefSeq names its product LYR motif containing 2 (gene lyrm2). The transcript has 3 exons. Lineage: Eukaryota; Metazoa; Chordata; Actinopteri; Clupeiformes; Clupeidae. Bases 95 to 361 code for a protein of 88 amino acids. The record is from RefSeq and is a predicted model, not a curated record. Gene Ontology annotation, cellular component: mitochondrion.
UAACGUGACAGCAAUGUUAUGGAACUCGUGUAGGUAGCCCCUGCUCAGGACUUUAACCCUUUUACGGUCUAUGCUUCAACCAAACUAACAAGAAAUGACCACCUCAAGGUUACCACCGGCGGCGUUCACACUGAAGCAGUUCUUGCAGAGACAGAAAGUGCUUGGUCUGUAUAGGAAUAUGUUAAAGACUAUACGAGAAGUACCAGACGAGGGAGACCGCAAGUAUCUAAGGGACUGGGCGAGGGAAGAGUUCAAAAGAAAUAAAAAUGCCACAAACCAGGAUGCCAUACGAAUGAUGAUAACACAGGCAAACAUGCAUCUGGAGGACCUUCGCAAAUCACUUGCUCUUGCCAAAAGUUAGCCCAGUAACACCCCGAGGUGUACGAACAGUAAAUCUAGGACUGACCAAGUUAGUGUUUUGCCUAUGGGCUGUUGACCUGCUGCCACACAGAUCCCAUUGACUAAGAGUCUGUGAUGUCACUCUGCCUCAUGCACAAGUGUCCCACAAUAUAAUUUUUAUACUUCCAGUGUAAAGGCGAUGAAGGGCAAUGCAGGUCAGUUGAUCGAUGUCUUUAAUGUUUUACAUGUGAUGCAGGUGCUACAGUAAAGUAAAUGCAAAUAAAGAAAUAGCUCAUG